CACGAACAACGACACGCCCACGGAGAAACCUCGCGCGUAUUGAUGACGCAAACCCCGCUGGGUCUACUGAAAACACUGGCGCUUUUACUGGCAUCCCAAACAGCACAACUAUGAACUGGAGCAAAGGUGGGCCAGGUGUGAAGCGAGGGUUUGGUUUCGGAGGAUUUUCCCUUGCAGGGAAAAAAGAGGAGCCUCGCCUCCCACAAAAAUCUCACACAUCAUUUGGAGCCACGGGAUCAGGUGGAGGAUAUGGGAAGAACCAGCAGCUCCCAUCAUUCUACAAAAUAGGGACCAAAAGGGCUAAUUUUGAUGAGGAAAAUGCGUAUUUUGAAGAUGACGAAGAGGAGUCCAGCAGCAACGUGGAUCUGCCGUACAUCCCCGCUGAGAACUCGCCUACACGGCAGCAGAUGCAGUCUGGUGGUGGCUCAGACAGUGAAGAUGAUCCAUUGGAUGCCUUCAUGGCAGAGGUUGAGAACCAAGCAGCUAAAGACAUGAGGAAACUAGAGGAAAAGGAAAAGGAGAAAAAGUCAGCCAAGGGUAUUCGUGAUGACAUUGAAGAAGAGGAUGAACAAGAAGCCUACUUCCGCUACAUGGCAGAGAAUCCCACAGCCGGGUUGACUCAAGAGGAAGAGGAAGAAAACAUUGAUUAUGACAGUGAUGGGAAUCCAAUCGCAUCAACCACUAAGAAAAUCAUCAUGCCGCUUCCUCCUAUUGACCACUCAGAGAUUGAUUACCCACCUUUUGAGAAAAAUUUCUACAAUGAGCACGAGGAGCUGAGCAGUCUGACUGGAACUCAAGUGUUGGAGUUGAGGCAGAAGCUGAACUUGAGAGUAUCUGGUGCUGCCCCUCCAAAACCCUGUACCAGCUUUGCACACUUUGGCUUUGAUGAGCAGCUAAUGCACCAAAUUCGAAAGUCCGAGUACACUCAGCCCACACCUAUUCAGUGUCAGGGUGUCCCCAUUGCUCUGUCUGGACGUGACAUGAUUGGUAUUGCAAAAACUGGCAGUGGUAAAACUGCAGCUUUCAUCUGGCCAAUGCUGGUUCACAUCAUGGACCAGAAGGAGCUGGAGGCUGGAGAGGGACCCAUUGCAGUCAUUGUGUGCCCCACCAGAGAGCUUUGUCAGCAGAUCCAUGCAGAAUGUAAGCGUUUUGGGAAAGCCUACUCAUUGCGUUCUGUAGCUGUUUAUGGAGGAGGCAGCAUGUGGGAGCAGGCCAAGGCUCUGCAGGAGGGAGCAGAGAUUGUGGUGUGCACUCCAGGUCGUCUGAUUGACCAUGUUAAAAAGAAGGCCACGUCCCUGCAGAGAGUCACAUACCUGGUAUUUGAUGAGGCUGAUCGCAUGUUUGAUAUGGGCUUCGAAUAUCAGGUUAGAUCUAUUGCCAGCCAUGUUCGCCCAGACAGGCAGACCCUUCUGUUCAGUGCUACAUUUCGAAAGAAGAUAGAGAGGUUGGCCAGAGACAUUUUGGUAGAUCCUAUUCGUGUGGUGCAGGGAGACAUCGGAGAGGCCAACGAGGAUGUGACUCAGGUGGUGGAGCUGCUGCUCAGCGGGUCGGAUAAAUGGGGCUGGUUGGUCCGGCGGCUGGUCGAAUUCACCUCCUCUGGCUCGGUCCUCAUUUUCGUCACCAAGAAGGCCAACUGUGAGGAGCUGGCUACUAACCUGACACAGGAGGGCUACAGUCUGGGCCUCCUGCACGGAGACAUGGACCAGAGUGAGAGGAACAAGGUCAUCAGUGACUUCAAGAAGAAGAACCUGCCCAUUCUGGUGGCCACUGAUGUAGCUGCUCGUGGUCUGGACAUCCCAUCCAUUCGCACAGUGGUGAACUAUGACGUGGCGCGAGACAUCGACACACACACGCACAGGAUUGGUCGAACUGGUCGCGCUGGAGAGAAAGGUGUAGCUUACACCCUCCUCACCAGCAAAGACACCACAUUUGCUGGAGACCUGGUUCGCAAUCUGGAGGGAGCUAAUCAGUCUGUGUCCAAAGAGCUGAUGGAUUUAGCCAUGCAGAAUCCCUGGUUCAGGAAAUCGCGGUUCAAGGGUGGUAAAGGAAAGAAGCUGAACAUUGGUGGAGGUGGUCUUGGUUACAGAGAGAGACCAGGCUUGGGGGCGGAAAGUUCUGAACGUAGCAGCAGCAGCAGCAGCUUGUUGUCUUCCACUAGCAGCUAUGAAGGCUACAGUAAACCAACAACUGGGGCAAUGGGAGAUCGCAUGUCUGCAAUGAAACAGGCCUUCCAGGCUCAGUAUAAGAGCCACUUUGUAGCUGCUACCAGUGGCCCCCCAAAGCUCAGCACCAAGUCUAGCAGCUCCUCAGGCUGGACCAGCGCCGGCAGCCUGAGCUCGGUGCCAACAGAAGCUGCCAACGGCUCUGAGCGGCCCAACAGUGCCACCUUGUCCAUCCCGGGUUUCACCAGCGCCGGCUCCCUGAGCUCAGUGCCCCCCAUUCAGCCCAUUCAGACCAGUUCACAGCACAGUUACCCUCCAGUCGCGCCUCCCUCGCAGAGAGACAGCUCACGGGAUAGACAUGGGGAAGACCGGGGGCGCCAUGGAGACAGUCACCACCGCCACAGCGACAGGAGUGAUCGGCAUAGCGGUGAGGAUCGCUACGGAGAUCGAGAUCGCCACGGGGACAGAGAUCGAGAUCGCUACGGCGACAGGGAUCGCUACAGCAGCAGCAGCAGCAGCAGCCGCCACAGUGACAAUCGUAACGGAGAUGGAAGCAGGAGAGACAGAGAUGAUCGGAGGAGCGAUAGGGACGGGGGAGAAAGGGGAGACAGGGGCAGUGGAGAGGGGAGGGACAGAGGAGAUGAUAGCUUUGCUGUCCCUGAACCACCAAAACGUAGAAAGAGCAGAUGGGACAACUAAAAGCAAAAAAAUAAACACAUCAAUAGAGUAAUAUUUGCAACCAACUGCUCCAUAAUGAGCUUGUCUCUAUAGGCAGAUAGCAGCAAAUCAGAUGCUGACAAAAGCACAGGACUGUAGGGGAAUUUUGAAUAAGCCGGAGGCGAAGUGACGCCUCUCUCAGGUUGGUUAGGACCCCCAGAGUUUGUUCGGAUCAACAGAACUGACUCAGAAGCGGUCACUGUACAUACACCUUGAAGACUGUUGUUACUGUGAGUUAAUAGGAUCGAGCAAUAGAGUUGUAAUAAACUGCUGUCAGUAAACAAUUCAAGUUAAGAUGUGUUGUUGUUUCCUCUCACUGAGCUCCUAACAUGCUUUUGUGCUUGCAAACCUCAUGCUUUGUUUUUCAUCAAUGGAUCUUGCCAAGCGUAUUUGUAUGUUUGCAUUUUGUUAAUUUACAAAGCUAACUGUUUAAUUAUUGAAGGCACUCUGUGAUGAGUCACAGUAACACAAGUACAUGUGAAAACAGACUGUAUAGCUCUUUUUGUGUCUUGUAUUCAAGUUUUAGUGAAGUGCCUUUCCUUGGCAUUUAGUCUGUCUAUGCUCUGAAAUGUUUUUCAAGAAGAUGCUUUUGUUUGAGAGGAAUUUCAAGUGAACCGUUCAAACGUGGAAAAUGAGAAGUUUUGAAUAAAAAGACACCUUUGGCAUCGA
Molecule: messenger RNA, 3548 nt
Organism: Amphiprion ocellaris (clown anemonefish)
Lineage: Eukaryota; Metazoa; Chordata; Actinopteri; Pomacentridae
Gene: ddx42
Product: DEAD (Asp-Glu-Ala-Asp) box helicase 42
Exons: 18
Coding region: 111-2861 (916 amino acids)
Molecular function (GO): ATP binding; nucleic acid binding; RNA helicase activity
Source: RefSeq, a predicted model, not a curated record